Messenger RNA from Panthera uncia (snow leopard), 4571 nucleotides. RefSeq names its product interferon regulatory factor 5 (gene IRF5). Gene Ontology annotation, molecular function: RNA polymerase II cis-regulatory region sequence-specific DNA binding; DNA-binding transcription factor activity, RNA polymerase II-specific; protein binding. The record is from RefSeq and is a predicted model, not a curated record. Bases 1502 to 3016 code for a protein of 504 amino acids. The transcript has 9 exons. Gene Ontology annotation, biological process: regulation of transcription by RNA polymerase II; immune system process. Lineage: Eukaryota; Metazoa; Chordata; Mammalia; Carnivora; Felidae. Gene Ontology annotation, cellular component: nucleus.
CUCCUCCCACUACCGGGCUGCAGAGCUCCUCCCCUAGGGGGUCCCUGGUUUCCGCAGGGUUCCGGGCUCCUCAGGUGGUUGGCUCUGGGGAUUCCAGGGCCUUGGUGUGAAUUGUGGGGCUUUCCUACCCCAGCAGAGGUUCCUGGGCUGCCCUUCUCGAUGCUUCACUGUUACAGAAUUCACCCAUAAGGGCUUUCUCAGGUCCUCAGCAGCCCACACCUUUUCCUUAUUUCCGUGGAAACUGAUGCAGGUUCUUCUGGCUUUCCCCACUCUCCGGGGCUCAAAUCCUAGGUGUGGGGGCCGCAGAAAUGUCACCCCAAGUCUCCAGAAGGCACACGUGUUCAGCUGUCAAUGAGUCAGGGCAGACCCCCUGGUCAAGCCCGCCCUCUACUGAAGAAUCAAGUCCUCCCACCGGCAGAGCACAGUGUGGAUGGACUUUCUGAGAGCUGUGCUAUAGCUCCUGAGGUGCCCGGGAAGUCUGGGCCACUAUUUCUACCUGGAGGGAAAGUGGGACGGGGCCCAAACGCAUUGAAAUUCAGAACUCUUGGCAUUAGGAUAGUCUGAAUCAGAUCUAAGCCCACCUCUAGGCAGGAGAAAGCCUCGUUGGGAAACACACUGAGCCUGGGCCUGGUGCACCUGAGGCAGAAGAUCUUUCUUUGGCCUGCCUGCCGGAUACCCUCCCUUGGCCCUGGCUGCUUGUUAUGGGAGCCUUUUCUCCAUACUCCCCUCCUUAGAAUACCCGAAGCGAUUGUGCAUUACUGCCGUGAAUAAUUUCAACAUCUUUCUACUGAACAGCACUGCUGGGCCAGGCUAGGCGGCCGGGGAGGGAGUCACCCUAACUUCCUCCUUGCCCUGGGCAGAGAGAGGAGUAGGCCUGUCUGGUGUCCCAGCUCCAUCACCCCUGGCGCAGCUGCGGGCCUGACCGUGUCGGGGGCUGGUCGUCAGGGAAGCUUGCCUUCCCCUCUGGGUCACCAGAGCUUUCCUCUGUCCACUUCACAUAGCCAGAAUGGCAGCUCUUGGUGGCUAUCACCGGUCAUUCUAGGACCACGGCCUCUCGUCUGAGGAUGCGGGUGGGAGCUACAAAUACAAAUGUGGGUGGGGAUGGGUGAGGCCAUCCCCAAAGCUGUGAACCACACCAAAUGUACAGUGACCGUCAGCGGGGGACUGGGGAAUGGGCUACGGGGUGAGGGAUUGAGAAUUUGGUCUUGGGGACCCAAACGUGAAUUUUUCCAUGUAGCUUUCCCCCAGUUCACAGUGAGUCAGAUUUCCGAGUUGUCUGUUCUGGCCACUUUCAUUUCCCCUGGGGCUGGGUGGAGGCUGGUGUAGAAAGGGGAACUGAACACUCAAUCUUUUAAGGCCUGGGGGCAGGGCUGGGGGCUCUCCUAAACUCCCUGUCCUAGCCCAGAGCUGGGCACUGCCCUGAGGAGAGGCCCGCAGAUGGAGACGUCUUAGCAGCGUGGAGGUGGCACUUAGCAACCACAGCCAAAAAGAUCCCUUUGCCAUGAACCAGCCGGCCCCCAGGCCUCCCCCUCCACCCCGCCGUGUGCGACUCAAGCCCUGGCUGGUGGCCCAGGUGAACAGCUGCCAGUACCCAGGGCUUCAGUGGGUCAAUGGGGAGAGGAAAUUCUUCUACAUCCCCUGGCGCCAUGCCACACGGCACGGCCCCAGCCAGGACGGAGAUAAUACCAUCUUCAAGGCCUGGGCCAAGGAGACAGGAAAGUACACCGAAGGGGUGGAUGAGGCAGACCCGGCCAAGUGGAAGGCCAACCUGCGCUGUGCCCUUAACAAGAGCCGUGACUUCCGCCUCAUCUAUGAUGGACCCCGGGACAUGCCACCUCAGCCCUACAAGAUCUACGAGGUCUGCUCUAAUGGCCACGCUCCUGCAGAGUCACAGCCCAGUGAGGAUUACGCUUUUGGUGCAGGAGAGGAGGAGGAGGAGGAAGAGGAAGAGCUCCAGAGGAUGUUACCAAGCCUGAGCCUCACAGAAGCAGUGCAACCUGGCCCCCCCAUGGCACCCUAUUCCUUACCCAAAGAGGAUGUCAAGUGGCCACCCACUCUCCAGCCACCUGUGGUGCUGGGCCCUCCUGCACCAGACCCCAGCCUCCUGGGCCCCACCCCUGGCAACCCUGCUGGCUUUGGGGAGCUUCUCCCUGCGGUCCUGCCGAGCCUGCAGCCUGGGUCCCUGGCUGCCAGCCUGCCCCCCACAGGCGAACAACUCCUGCCCGACCUGCUGAUCAGCCCCCACAUGCUGCCUUUGACUGACCUGGAGAUCAAGUUCCAGUACCGGGGGCGGCCACCCCGUGCCCUCACCAUCAGCAACCCACAGGGCUGCCGGCUCUUCUACAGCCAGCUGGAGGCCACCCAAGAGCAGGUAGAGCUCUUUGGCCCCGUGAGCCUGGAGCAAGUGCGCUUCCCCAGCCCUGAGGACAUCCCCAGCGACAAGCAACGCUUCUACACAAACCAGUUGCUGGAUGUCCUGGACCGCGGGCUUAUACUCCAGCUGCAAGGCCAAGAUCUGUAUGCCAUCCGCCUGUGCCAGUGCAAGGUGUUCUGGAGCGGGCCCUGUGCCUCAGCCCACGGCUCACAGCCCAACCCCAUCCAGCGGGAGGUCAAAACCAAGCUCUUCAGCCUGGAGCAUUUUCUCAAUGAGCUCAUCCUGUUCCAGAAGGGCCAGACCAACACCCCGCCACCAUUUGAGAUCUUCUUCUGCUUUGGGGAGGAGUGGCCUGACCUCAAACCCCGAGAGAAGAAGCUCAUCACUGUACAGGUGGUGCCUGUAGCAGCUCGGCUGUUGCUGGAGAUGUUCUCAGGGGAGCUUUCUUGGUCAGCUGAUAGUAUCCGGCUACAGAUCUCAAACCCAGACCUCAAAGACCACAUGGUGGAACAGUUCAAGGAGCUCCAUCACAUCUGGCAGUCCCAGCAGCGGUUGCAGCCUGUGGCCCAGGCCCCUCCUGUGGCAGGUCUUGGUGCUGGCCAGGGGGCCUGGCCCAUGCACCCAGUCGGCAUGCAACAAUGAGACUGCGGAUAGUGACUGGCAUGGGCUUCCCAGGUGUCUGUGUGGAUUCAUGUGGAGGUGCAAUGGCCCCAGUUGGCACCUGACUGGCUUGCAGGUCCUCUUUCUGGGUCUUCUGGAAGUGGAUUUGUGCUAAGGAGAGGGAAGAGAGCUCUGUGUUCCAGGCUCUCCUCGCAGCAUCUGAGGGAAGCUAGAAGCCACUUUUGCUUUCAGGGCUCAGUCUUCCUGGAUGUGCCUCGCCUCUGCUCACUCUGGAGGAACUCCGCCAUCAGCCCCGGUGAGCAGAGAACUCCCCCAGUCCUAGGGGCCUAGCUGAGAGGGAUCUGUCCCAGAGUGGCCCACCCUUGUGGUUGCCCCCCAAUUCCUCAGGCAAAAACAGUCAAGUGCUGUGGGCCAUGCUCUCUCAACAGGGCAUGGGCCUGAUCUGAUUUGGGGGUUCCCUAGUUUGAGCCUCACACCCUCAUAUCUGAGACAGAUAUGCACAUAGGUAUUAUACCAGAUGCUUAAGGCUGGCAGCUACCUCCUUGAAAGAACAUGGAAUAGAAGUGGAAUUUUAUGUAUUUUUCAGUUAAUAAAUAUUGAAAAGAUCCAGUCGCUUCCAUGCUGUUCUACCAGACCCGAUUUCUGAUAUCAGCUGGCUCUAUUUCCCCUAGCACCUGCCCUCCAUCUCUGGGGCCAUGACACAGGGCGGGUCUGCCUUCUAGGCUGAUGAGUCAGUAGGGCGCCAGGAGCACUGAACUGGCUGGCUUUGCUUUCCAGGAGGAAGCUAGCUGAAGUAAGGGUGUGGAUUUUUAAAUGUAUGCAGCCUAAGAUCCUGUCCAAGUCAAACUCUGAGUACAACCGAUGUUAUGCAGGAAGGUUUGUUUCGUUGGUUUCAAUAUUAGAUAGAGCUCUGCAGUCAAGCUUAUUAGCUUAAAACCCAAUUACUUUAACAUACUGAAUGAUCCUAUUGAUAUAAAACUAAAGAAAAUGCAAACUAAUCUACAGUGACAGAAAGCAGAUCAGUGCCUACUUGAGCAUGGGGUGGAUGGUAAGAGGCAUGAGGAAACUUUUGGGAGUAAAGGUAUGUUCACUAUCUUGUGUUAAUGGUUUCAUGGGUGUAUCCUAUGUCAAAGCUUAUCAGCUGUAUAACCUCAAUAUGUGCAGCUUAUUCUAUGUCAAGCAUACUGCAAUACAGGUUUCUUUUUUUCAAAGACCAAAUAUUGUACUCGGUAGGUUAGGAAUUAAUCCAUCUACUUGGGUGGCCACAGGAGAAAGAAUAUACGUACCACAAAUGUAGCAUGAGCUUUAGGGUGAACUAGAAGAAUAAAAGAUGCAGAAUGAGCCACUCCCCUGAAAUAUGAAGGGUCCGUGGCACCAAGAGCAGGGGCCUGCUGUUUAAACUCCAUAGGCAGCCGUCUACCAGGUAGUGGCUAAGACUGCUCACUCGUGUCGUCUAGCUGUGUCAUUUCAGAGCUCUGAGGCAGUAAAAGGAAGGAAAAACAAACACUGAUUAAAUUUUAAAAAUUUAUUUCUUUUCUUUUUUUUUUUUUUUUGUUUGUUUUGUUGCUGUUGAUUU